Messenger RNA from Periconia digitata, 2110 nucleotides. The record is from the annotation of a GenBank genome assembly. Lineage: Eukaryota; Fungi; Ascomycota; Dothideomycetes; Pleosporales; Periconiaceae.
CCCACCACAAUGCUCGCCAGGCCAGGAGUGGUCUCAACAUGGAAAGAGAGAAGCGCCAAGAAUCGAAUACCUGGUACCAAUCCAUCAGCGCAUCAGAGAAGAUGAUUUUACUUUGGUAGUAGUAUAUGAGCUAAUUCUCUUCUUGUUCGCCUUAUCCGGCCUCCUCUCACCAUCUUGGAGUAGUAUUGCACCUCCUCUCUCGUUCUCGAGCUGGUCAUAUUAUAGCUCAUUGACCAACCCCCCCUUCUCUCUCUCCCUCUAUGGAGCGUCCAGGAACACCACGUCGCAGCCUACAAUCCAAUCCUGAACAAAGAUGGAUUGCUCAGCAAUCACCUCCCUUCGGGGCUAUGAAUACAAGCAGCAUUGAUGCAAUGAGAGUGAACCCAAAGCUGUUGCUAGCAAGACGAAACAGUCCCGCUCCUUCCAUUAGACCAUCUACAUCGCCGUCUCUCGCGCCCUCCCAUAUGACGCAAAGCGGCCAUCCUGACAUCAGCUACUCCAUCCGCGGAUUCGACGACGAUGCCGGACACCUCUAUGCCGUCUGCAGGGCAGUCCCGUACCUGCUCGGGCCAAAAAGCAUGCUGGACGCCCUCUCCACAAUGCGAAGCGCCCAAAUGCCAGACCACCUUUUCAUCAACGACGAAGGCACACCCAUCCCAGAUACCCAACGCUUCUCUUUUAUGGACCGCGCCCUCGUCCUGGUCCUCUAUCUCCUCCAAACCCCGCUAGAAGAUCACACCAUCCCCAUCCGUCAACUUCUCUCGCACUUCGACCACCACAAAGACGCCCUCAUCAUCUACAAAGACAUGGGCACCGGCCGUCCAGUCGAAUACAUGAACCUCCGCGUCUCAGAUUUCGCAAACUUGGCCAUCGAAUGGCACGCCAUUGGAAACCCGGGAAACGUCUCCCCAACUCGCCCAGACGCAAUCACCCCCUGGCAAAACAUCAUCCCCCACCUCGCCGCCCGCCAUAUUUCCAGCACCUACCUCACGAAAUCGCAGUACGAGCAAUGGAUCAUGGUGCCCGAACCCGACCUCCCCACGCAGCUAAACACAUUCGUGCGUUCGGGAGGCUACGAGCGCUUGAUCCAGAACUACCUCGCCCGCGAUGUCUCGAGGCGUUUGACUUCGCGGUUCGGAUGCCACGGCAACACCACGCAUGGCCUCCUUCCUUCCCCCACCGAUCGUCUCGAGCGCGGCGCUAAACGCUUCUCCCAUGAGCAUCCUUGUGGGCGUCUUAUUGAUUUCAGACAGGAGAGACACGAUAAUGCGCUGUUGCCGGAAGAUCGCGCUAGCUUGGAUAAGGAGAAACGCGAUAUCGCUCGCGACGAUGCCGAGGCGGAUGCGGCUCAACAACCUACUGAUCCUGCUGGUGCUGCGGGUGCUAAGAAGGAGGAAGAAGCUGGUGCGGUGAAAGGGUUUGCGCGCUUGACGAGGAAUAUCCGGUGGGUUAAGGUGAUGAAGUAUGGCGUUAUCACGCUCGUUACCGUUGGUGGGAUUGGGGGAGCAGCUUGUGGGGUUUAUUUCUACAUUUCGGGGAAGCGGAGGGACGGGGGGAUGAACAAUGUCGUUGAUACUGCGUCGUAAUAUAGUGACGGGGCAUCUUUUUUCGGGGAGGGGAUUUGCUGGCGUGGGGAUUCCUCACUGUUUUGGCGUUAUGUUCUUCCUCUCUCUCUAUUCACGCUUUCCAAUCUUCCAUGCGCCAACAUCAUUAUUUUUGUUUACAUUAUUGAUGUAGGGGGCCUCUCUAAUACUGGGAGAGCUGAGAAUCACUCAAAGUAGCCAGAACACAGUCAUCACACCAAGUUUGACUUGACUUGACUUGACUUCAAGUAUACCAUAUCCAGGUAUAAUACAUAUAUCUAUGGGUUAGAAGAUUCCUUGUUCAUCACAAUAUGUUAUACUUAUAUAGUCCCACUACCCCACCUUUGAACACUCUGAGUGUGAUGAAAUAGUAUACAGAAGCGACCCGAGGAAUAUUGGCGCAAACGUUCGUCGGCCUCUAGUAUCAAAUAUACGGGCUUCGAACUGAAUAGUGUGAAAGACCACAUCAAGUGUUCUCCCUCCUCCCAUGUUUCAUGAUUCAAAUUUUGUUCGCGGCUUCCUUCCAC